AGAUUACAGGAGGCUCACGUGACCCCCCCGCCGCCACACCCUUCCUUUCGUCACGUCUCCAGGCGCCCCGUGAUGACAUCAGCUCUCCCUCCCCACUCAUUGUGGAAGAUGGCGCCUGCACAGUAAGCGCGCCUCCCCCGCGUGCGGUGACCGAGCUACGAGCACCCUGCAGCGGGAAGUGAGCAUGAAGCGACAAAGCGAACGUGCGGAGCAAAGCCCCGGCCGCGCAAAGAGAACCAGAGAGAGGCGGGAGGAGGCCGGCGGGGCUCACCAUAAAAGUUCAGGAAGGCGGGAGAGGCCCAACCAGGCCGGGGCCUCCUCCUCUUCGUCUUCUUCUUCCUCCCGCCGGCCCAGGGAUCCACCGCCUCGGCCCCUUCUCCUGACUGCUCCUGCCGAGGCGCCGGGCUUAGAGUACAAGACGCUGCUGAUCAGUAACCUGGGCUCUGCGCUGCCCGACCCUCUGCUGGAGGAUUGGCUCUUCCGCCACUUCCAGCGCUUCGGAGACAUCAGUGUGAAGCUGUCACACACCCCGGAGCUCGGCCGAGUGGCCUACAUCAACUUCCGCCGGCCGACCGAGGCUCGCCAGGCCAGACACGCCAAAGUACGGCCGGUGCUGUAUGAUCGGCAGCUGCGUGUGGAGCCGGUAUUCACUCAGCAACCCGCCCGCCGAGCAGAGCCUUCCCCGCUGUCCCUCACGUCUCUGCCCAGCUACCCCCGCUCCACCUCCCCCCGGCAUCUGCUCCUGCCCUCCUCCCUCACCUCCACCGCGGCCUCUGGGGACGGUUAUUAUCCGCUGUACGAGGAGAGGAGCCGGGGGGCCGCCUAUGGCAUGAGCAGCACCGCCGACGAUGAACAACUGGCCCCGGAGGAUGAUCACAGAGCCACCCGCAACCUCUUCAUCGGCAACUUGGAUCACAUGGUGACUGAGGUGGAUUUAAGGAGGGCAUUUGAUAAAUAUGGCCCCAUAGAGGAGGUGGUGAUCAAGCGCCCGGGAAGGGGCCAAGGAGCAGCCUACGCUUUCCUCCGGUUCCAAAACCUGGACAUGGCCCACCGGGCAAAGCUGGCGAUGAGCGGGCGCUUGUUGGGCCGCAAUGCCAUGAAAAUUGGCUACGGGAAACCCAACCCAAGCACACGACUGUGGGUGGGGGGGCUGGGGCCUAACACCUCCCUGGCAGCUCUUGCUCGAGAGUUUGACCGAUUUGGGAGUAUCCGUACUGUGGAUUAUGUGAAAGGGGACAGUUUUGCUUAUAUCCAAUAUGAAAGCUUAGACGCCGCCCAGGCUGCUUGUACACAGAUGAGGGGCUUUGCACUGGGAGACCGCAGGCUUCGGGUUGACUUUGCCACAGUGUCGCCGGACGAGGCGGCCGCAGCUGCAUCGCGUUAUGCUCCUCUCCAGACAACUCCAUACCCUCUGCCCCUGCCCUAUGAAUUAUUGCAAUCGGAAGCCUACAGCAGGCAUCGUACGGCUCUGGACCCGGAUCUGCGAGUAAGAGACAGGACCCCUCCGCAUCUUCUAUACUCUGACCGUGAGAGACCGUUUGUGGAAGCCGGCUGGGUUAAUUCUGAACGGCGAAGCUCCGGCCAAGGUGCGCGGAGCAGGAGUGGGGACCGGGGUGGGGGUGGCAGUUCAAAAACGAGGGAGGAAAGACGGCGACGCCGCAGCUUGUCUGGAGACAGGGUUCGUAGUAGAGCUGAGAGAAGCCCUGAGCGUCAAAGGAGGGAACCUCCAGAAAGAGACCCUGGUACUCCUCCAUCCCCACAACACAAUCACAGACCUUCAUCCCAAGACAAGCCCCGGCCCCCAACUCCUGACCCUCCCCAGCCCCGCAGGAAUCACCAUCCUAGACCCCCCGAGCCACCCGCUGAAAGACAAUCCCCCAGCGCAGAGAAAGGACGGACGCUGCCGCCUCUGUGGUGUGGGCAUUUAGUACUAAAGAACAGCUGUUUUCCAACCUACCUUCAUUUCUUAGAGGGUAACCGUGAUGUGCCGGGUGCCCUUCUCAAGGACCGUUCUUCUACAGGUGGAGGCAGCCUGGCACAACUUAAGAUUGCCCAACGACUCCGGCUUGACCAGCCUAAGCUUGAGGAGGUUACCCGUAAAGUGAGACAGGGCACUGCCGGAGGCCAUGCUGUACUUCUUGCCACACAAGCCCCACAGAAUGAGGGGGCAAUACCUGGGGAACCUGGCUUACAGCGCCGCCUGCUCAGGAACCUGGUCUCUUACCUAAAACAGAAACAGGCAGCGGGCGUUAUCAGCCUCCCAGUGGGAGGGAGCAACAAGGGCAGGGACCCCAGCGGCAUGUUGUAUGCAUUCCCUCCAUGUGACUUCCAUCAGCUGUAUCAGCAAAGUGCUCAGCGGCUUGUGGGCAAGCUAGAAGAGAACAUGAUUAUUGUGUUGGUGAGAGACAGCGCCUGAUCCAAACGUCACUGUUAGACUGUCCUGUGCCUACACUGUCCUCUCUCUGUUAAUGGUUUUCAGAAUUGAUGGGGGGGUGGGCAACCAAAAAAUAUGGGGGGGGGGUCGAGUUAGGACUAAACUGAGUGGAAUAAAUCAUGUAUCACUUUAGUUUGUGUAAAAGGUUCUGCUACAUAAUUUCCAAAGUGUUUUCUAACCUGUCAGCUGUUGAGAUGUUCCAGUGCACAGCAAUGACUAUUGUCACAGGUAUAUAAGGCCUUGAUGAAAUCAUGGGAAGCUUCUCCCACCCCUCUCACUAUAGUCUCUUACAAUUAGGGCCCCUUCUAUAGUCCAAUUCCAGCAGUUAACUCGCUGCGGGACAGAUCAAUUUUCCUUUUGUGUGUUUGCGUGUGUGUUUAUUUUUACAUCCUGCCUAGUGUGCUCAAAAAUAACAAAAAAUAUCCCUUAACUCAAUAUCAUUCAUUAAAAGCUAGUUUAUAUUCAAAAAAUCAUUUAAAAUAAUAAACAUAUAGACCCUAUGGUAUUCUGCCUUACGCAUUUCAUACCCUCUGGUACUUAAUCAUAGGCAUUAAUGUACAAGGUGGAAUACCAUGGGGUCUAUAUGUUCAAUUUUUUAAAUGUUAUUUUGAAUAAAAACUAGCUUUUAAUGAUAUUAAUGAGUUGCAGGAUAUUUUUUGUUAUUUUGACUUUUGUGCCCUUGGAACUGGGGGCUGUAUCCCAGCAACUAUGGCCCUUUUUUGACUGCCCAUUUCUACCCUAGUAUACAAAUGUAAUGUUUUCAUAGUGUAUUCUGCUCCCCUAGCUCAGCAUCGAGCACCUUAGAAAUGCUGUGUGUGUUUUUGGCUCGUCCAUAGUUUGUCCCAUUGGAGACACUAGUUCUGUUUUUAGGUUUGUGUGCCAGUGUUUUGGAGACCUCCGCAGUCGAGAGGAUCCCAAGAGUGCCUUAUGUACAUGUGACACUAGUAUGUGAGUGUGAUGUGGGGGUAGCAGAGCUCUCAGCAGAACCCAUGAGUCUGAUUAGUGCGAUAAAAACUACCUGUUUAUAAUCACAAGCAGCCUCCUAGGAUCAAACCCAGCUAAUUAUUUCUGCUUAAUGAAGCUUGUUAUGUGUGUGAUGAUGGGGGACUUAGGUUAUUACCACUACCUGAAGGACUAGUAUGUUACAGUUUGUGUUACAACUGAGUAUCUUUUGUGCAAUGCAUCUUCAUUAUUAGUCCAGGAACCUAUAGGGAGGUAACACAACGGGAGGAACGCCACAAUGCGGCUGGAGCCGACACGUUGCGAAACGCAUGCAAUGUGUCGGAUGUUCUGAAGAUAACAGGAAGUGAAUGAGAAAUCGCAGGUAAGAACUACAUUUAUCUGACUGUCGCAGCACACUUCGUUUUCAUCUGACAGUCAGAUAAAUACAGUUCUUACCUGCGAUUUCUCCUUUACUUCCCGUUAUCUUCAGAACAUCCGACAUGUUGCAUGAAUUUCAUCGUAUGGCGACGUGUCGGCUCCAGUCUCAUUGCGGAAUUCCUCCCAUAGGGAGGUAACACUGCCCGGAGCAAUCAUAACACUGUUCUUAUGUUUGUUUACAUGUGUGCAAGUGUAUGUGUGUACACUAUACAUAUAUUUCACUUGUGUGUUAUUGUGUACGCACACUCACGGAUAUGCAUAUGUAAACAUUCUUCAGUAUCAGUCUCUGCAUGGAAUAGCACAUCUAUGUGGGUUUUGUGUAUGUAUCUUGCACACACAUACUCAUGGGUCUGUAUAGAUUUCUGAACGAGAUACAUGUGACCAACUGAGGCUUUCCUCACCCUCUUAGGGCAGACACACACGCAAAGAUUCGGGGAGAUUAGUUGCCCGAAGAAGAGGCGAUUUAUCGCUGGGGGACUAAAUCUCCCCGAAUCUUCAUGUUCGUCUCUGCCCUUAGAUGAUGUUGAAUGACAGCACUCAAGUUAAAAAUCAAAGCAUAUUCUGCUAUAUAUGGGGUUAUAAUUACCAACAUGUGUAGAACCAUUUUAAAGAUCCACAAAGGGGAUAUAUAUCUAUAUAUACAAAUUUCUGUUGUAGAAAUACAUGCAUCAACAGGCAAGAUGAACUAGUUGCAGCUCCGAGAAAAACCAACGGGCAUCCCAAGGGUUUCACCAUAGACAUUCCCAUGGCAUCAGUAGCUUGGGGAUCAUACGUGUUGUACUAUGCAAAGAUAGAAUAAAUAGAAGAGGGAGGAAUCACUUAUAGGCCUAAUCUUCCAACCGUUCUCUUAUAUCCAUUCCCUGUGGGUCUUUUCAGGCAGCUGUCGUUUAGGGGCUUUUUGAUGCAUGUAUUCUAAUUUAUUAACUUGUUAAAAUGUUGCCUUUAAUAUAUUUUUGUGGCUUUGUGUAAAUUUUUUGGCAAAGCUGAUGGCACAAUACAGUUUCUAUGGUUUAUACAUUAUGUUUUGAUAUUUAAUUUGAGUGUAUCUCCCCACACCCCUACAUUCUGUCGCUAAGUUACUCUUACUUGUUUUUGCACAUCUCCCUGAGCAGCCCAUACUCUGAUAGAGCCAGUCAUUUGGUGACUUUGCCCAACGACUGGAUCUCUGCCCAGUUUAGCUGCCCAUGCUCUUGAUCCGAUUGCUUGGCUUGCAGUAUAAUCCUUAUAACAUUUAUGUACACCUAUCAGGUAUGGCCGGACUGCAUUAUGAAAUCUGCCCAAUAGAUAUAGGCUGAUAUUUACAGGCACAUAUUGAUUGGGCAGGCAGUCGCGAGGCCCAAUCCACAGGCCAAUAAGCUGCUUUCUUGCUCUGGAGGAGCAGAAUCUGGAACCUAUAUCAGCCCUAACCUCUCCCAUAUUUCACUUUCCAUUUGCACCAAUCCAAUUUCAUGUUGUUCCCUGUUUGAUUCAAGCUGCUUAUUGGUCAGGAGCCCAGCCUAUGACAUGUCAUUGUUUUAUAUUAAAUAGUUCUGUGCUGCUGGAUGGGUAUAGCUGAUCCGGUCCCUGAAGAUGCAUUUGCUCCAGAUCCCAAACUCCUACUAUGUCAUUACAUUUGUUUGACUCUUUAACAUGUAUGUUUGGUGAAUUUCCCAACCCCUUUUCUCCCCCUUCCACCACCAGAAGAAAUUGCUUUUAGUGGCUUUUUAUGUUUCUAGGGAGCCAGUGCCCAGAGGCCAAUAUGUUCUGAAUGUAGAGAGAGAAAUUUAAAUAAAUAACACUGAAUUUUCAA
Molecule: messenger RNA, 5603 nt
Organism: Xenopus laevis (African clawed frog)
Lineage: Eukaryota; Metazoa; Chordata; Amphibia; Anura; Pipidae
Gene: rbm15b.S
Product: RNA binding motif protein 15B S homeolog
Exons: 1
Coding region: 185-2416 (743 amino acids)
Biological process (GO): regulation of DNA-templated transcription; DNA-templated transcription
Cellular component (GO): nucleoplasm; nuclear envelope; nuclear speck
Molecular function (GO): nucleic acid binding; RNA binding
Source: RefSeq, a predicted model, not a curated record